CACCGCACUGCACGGAGCCAUGCACUGAGUGUGGAGCAAAUGGUUUGUGUGGCCUUGCGCUUUUUGCUAGUGGAGCCUUCCUGUACUCAGUGGGGGAUGCAGAACAGCUGAACAAGGCCACAAUUUGCCACACAAUAAGGAGUGUGUGUCUGGCUAUCAAAGCAUUAGCAGAUGUCUUCAUCUCCUUCCCUGGCCACAGAAGACUCUGUGACAUCAAAGAGGAGUUCUAUAGGAUUGCAGGUUUCCCCAAUGUCAUUGGUGCAGUGGACUGCACACACAUAAGGAUAAAAGCCCCCUCAGGUGCCCAUGAGGCCGAUUUUGUGAAUAGGAAAUCCUUUCACAGCAUUAAUGUUCAGAUGGUCUGCAAUGCUGACUGUGUGAUCAGCAAUGUUGUGGCAAAAUGGCCUGGCUCAGUCCAUGACUCCAGAAUCUUUCGGGCCUCUGAAAUCUAUCAGUGCCUAUCACAAGGUGAAUUCUCUGGUGUGUUGCUGGGAGACAGGGGGUAUGGCUGCCAGCCUUUUCUCCUGACACCUUUCACAGACCCCCAGGAAGCACAGCAGGCCUACAACCAUGCCCAUGCCAGGACCAGGGCCAGAGUUGAAAUGACCUUUGGCCUCCUGAAGGCACGCUUUCACUGCCUUCACAAAUUAAGGGUCAGCCCUGUUAGGGCAUGUGAUAUUACUGUGGCUUGUGCUGUCCUCCACAAUGUGGCCUGCCUGAGGAAGGAGAGGGCCCCCAGAGUGCCACCAGCCAUGGACUGGGACAAUCCGGCAAUCUUCCCUGAUGACGACAGUGGUCGGCUGCUGAGGGACCAAUAUGUGUUGAAUUAUUUUAGUUAGUAUGUGUGCUUUCAAUUUUGGUUAAAUAUGUCCUGCGGUGGCAGAGGAAUUUGGGUUUUUUUGGGUUCGUUUUUUGACGAAUUUGGCCUCUUAUGAUGUUUGUGCGGUAUACUGUGUGUAAUACAAGGCUGCAGGGAGGCUACUGCAUCCAUUCAUUUGUCUGUUCAGUUGAUGUGUAUGGAUUUGUCCUGCAUUUAUUUUAGUGUGCAGACAUGCAGGGUGUGUUAUAUACAGACCUUUGAAUGUGUAUGUAUCAUUUUGUAUAAUAUGCUUGGAUUCUGUGCUUUCCAUCUUGUAGAGUCACUGUGACUUCAGUUUCGAAAGGAGCUGAUGGUUUACCUGCUUUGUUUUGUCCUUAUUCAAUAAAGGAACAUAAUGUUACACAUUGUGUUUUUAUAUUCAUA
Molecule: messenger RNA, 1243 nt
Organism: Oncorhynchus nerka (sockeye salmon)
Lineage: Eukaryota; Metazoa; Chordata; Actinopteri; Salmoniformes; Salmonidae
Product: putative nuclease HARBI1
Exons: 4
Coding region: 357-839 (160 amino acids)
Source: RefSeq, a predicted model, not a curated record